Nylanderia fulva is the source of this 585-nucleotide messenger RNA. The record is from RefSeq and is a predicted model, not a curated record. Lineage: Eukaryota; Metazoa; Arthropoda; Insecta; Hymenoptera; Formicidae.
AUGGGCGCAAUUGGACAUACGAACUAUCCUCCCGGAAUUGACAUCGCAAGUCACCAUGUAACCAUUGAACAGGAUCUACGACAACAACUACAGCGGUUUUGGGAGCUAGAAGAGGUGUCUGGGGAUUGCCCACUCACCCCGGACGAAGCUUAUUGUGAGAGGCUGUUCGCAACGACCCACACUCGUGACACAAAUGGACGUUAUGUCGUUCGCCUACCCCGUAAGCAAGAAACCUCGUUAGAACACGGAGAUUCAAGGUGCAGAGCACUGCGUUUACUCUUAGCAGCCGAGAGUCGACUACGGAGAAACCCUUCGCUCUUCCAGUCAUACGUCGAGUUCUUGAACGAUUAUUCUGAACUCGGUCACAUGGAACCGGUGCCAGAAGCAGAAAUUAAGGGCAACGGUUCAUACUACCUGCCACAUCAUGCAGUGGUUAAGACAGCUAAUCCAAGCGGAAAAAUCCGGGUAGUUUUUAACGCCUCUUUUCGAACGUGCACAGGAGCAUCUCUGAAUGAUCUCCUGCUGCCCGGCCCAAAACUUCAAGCGGAACUUUGGUUAAUACUAACUAGAUGGCGGUUAUUUUAA